Molecule: messenger RNA, 267 nt
Organism: Arctia plantaginis
Lineage: Eukaryota; Metazoa; Arthropoda; Insecta; Lepidoptera; Erebidae
Source: the annotation of a GenBank genome assembly
AUGAACUGUCCCGUGAAACGGGAAAAACGAACGGAAGAGCCACCAGCUACGGAGAAAGGCGCGAAUUUUUGGCGGGAAAAUUCGGCACAACACGAGAGACGCGGUCGAGUCUGUCGAGAGCGAGCGCUGAGAAAUGAGCGCACCCCAGCUGCGACUGCGACAGAAUGCACAGCUACCACUUCUGCCACUCUCGGCCAGUGGUCAGGCAGACAAAACGCGCCGCCGCCACCGCAAGCGGGCACAGGCACAUCGAGCCACAGAAUCUAA